Molecule: messenger RNA, 1580 nt
Organism: Neogale vison (American mink)
Lineage: Eukaryota; Metazoa; Chordata; Mammalia; Carnivora; Mustelidae
Gene: LRRC26
Product: leucine rich repeat containing 26
Exons: 2
Coding region: 72-1580 (502 amino acids)
Cellular component (GO): voltage-gated potassium channel complex
Molecular function (GO): transmembrane transporter binding; potassium channel activator activity; voltage-gated potassium channel activity
Source: RefSeq, a predicted model, not a curated record
CCAGGUGCCUGUGCCCUACCCAAGCCGUCUCCUUGAGGUUCUCUGACAGUCCUUAGCCAGGUGGGGCAGACAUGACUGUCCCCCUGCCUUGUACCCCAUCCACCCUCCAGCUAUCCCCUGGGCUCCAGCCCCCAUCCUGUGCUCCUGACCCUACCAGUCAUCCACUCUGGGGAUGGGACCCUCCCUAUACUGGGGGGGGGGGGCAGCACUGUGUGUGCUGGGGUCGCUUGGCUGGGCAGGAAAUGGGCAGGGACUGGGGAGAGCAGCAGGGCUCACGGGGUCCCAUUCCACGUGCGGCAUCAAUGAGUUUGGUGGGUGUGGUUGUCGUUCAGUGGCUCAGGCAUCAGUGGGGCGCAGGGUGGUGGGUACCCCAGGGCAGGAGGGCAAGGCGUCUUGUCAGCGCUGCAGCUGGCACAGAGCCAAGAGGAGCCCAGCUCCGGGACAGGUGGCCGGCGGUGCAGGGCGCUGGCUGUCUGCCCCGCCCCCGCCCUAGGUGCAGGACUGGCCUUGGAACAGGAACUGCCGGCACUCAGGCCGGAGAUUUAGUAUUUGUGCAGGCGCGGCGGAGACCCGCUGGCUCCGCGGACGCACAAGCAGCGGGCUCCUCGCGCUGCCCCAUGCGGAGGCCCUCCUUCCCGUCGCGGCGGCCGCCGCCGCCGAUGCUGCUGUUGCUGCUGUCGCCGUGGCCGGUCUGGGCCGAGUCGUCCACCGCGGCGGCCACCUCGGGAACCCCAGGCACCCUGGACUGCCCCGAGGCAUGCGCGCGCGCGCCGGGCGGCCUGGUCAACUGCUCGGGGCGCGCUCUGCCCGCCGUGCCCGCGGGCCUGAGCCGGGGCGUGCGCGCGCUGCUGCUGGACCACAACCGUGUGCGCGCGCUGCCGCCCGGCGCCUUCGUGGGCGCCGGCACGCUGCUGCGCCUGGAUCUGCGCGAGAACGGGCUGCGCUGGGUGCACGCGCGGGCCUUCUGGAGCUUGGGCGCGCUGCAGCAGCUCGACCUCAGCGACAACUUGCUGGAGGCGCUGGCGCCCGGCACCUUCUCGCCCCUGCGCGCGCUGCGCUCCCUGUCGCUGGCAGGCAAUCGGCUGGCGCGCCUGGAGCCCGCGGCGCUGGGCGCGCUCCCGCUGCUGCGCGCGCUCAGCCUGCGGGACAACCAGCUGUCCGCGCUCGCGCCGGGCCUGCUGGCCGGCCUGCCCGCGCUCCACGCGCUGCACCUGCGCGGCAACCCCUGGACCUGCGGCUGCGCGCUGCGCCAGCUCUGCUCCUGGCUGCGCAGGCACCCGCGGCCCGCGCCAGAGGCCGAGACGCUGCUCUGCGUGUUGCCGGGGCGCCAGGCGCUCAGCCCCUUAACCGCCUUCACGGACGCCGCCUUCAGCCACUGCUCGCAGCCCCUCGGCCCGUGGGACCUGGCCGUGGUCUACGUGCUCGGGCCCGUCUCCUUCCUCGCCAGCCUCGCCGCCUGCCUGGCGCUGGGCUCCGCGCUCACCGCCUGCCGCACGCGGCGCUCCCGCGCGGGUGUUCUCAGCCGCCUGAGACCGAGCGCCCGGGACCCGGGGUCCCCCGCCGCCUCUGCUCGGGCCUGA